Messenger RNA from Dicrocoelium dendriticum, 1872 nucleotides. Lineage: Eukaryota; Metazoa; Platyhelminthes; Trematoda; Plagiorchiida; Dicrocoeliidae. The record is from the annotation of a GenBank genome assembly.
AUGGCAGUGCAAGAAUGCAAGUCCCGUGAACUAUCGGUAAUAUUGUCCUUCGAUAGCUGCAAUGCAAAUGCAACCAGAUACAAAGAAAAGCUUGUUAGCAAUGGAACGGUAACUGGUGAUGAAUACGAAACAAAAGAAAGCCGGCAAUCAAUUGAUGAUGUCGAACUAUAUUUACCACAAGAAACGCGCUCAGCUUUUGGUUCUGCAUUGGGCUCUGCAAUGUCCUGCCUUGGUAGUGCUGUUGGAACAGGGAAUAUCUGGCGAUUCCCUCGUAUUGUGGCUACUCAGAGCUACUCCAAAGGGUCCCUAACUUUCUACUUAGUGUGGAUAGCGCUUUUGUUUCUUUGGUCAAUACCUAUCGUGCUGGUCGAAUACGCCGUGGGACGAUUCACCAGAAAUUCACCACUUCCGACUUACCAGAAGUUUUUGGGAAAACGAUUCCUUUGGUUAGGCGGAUGGCUUAUUGGAACGGCCUUCUUCAUCAGUGGAUAUUAUCCCGUAAUCACUGGCUGGUGCUUGUACUAUUUCUACAAGUCCAUUGCGCUGAAAGAGCUUCCAGGCGAUGAAGUGACCAGUGCCGAGUUGUUCAAAUCCUUCGCCCAAGAUUCCUAUUGGCCAGUCUUAUGUCAAUUUUUGACGGUUCUCAUUACCGGUGUGUUUCUGUUCGGUGGCAUCCGUUUGGUAGAAAAGGCGAAUUUGGUCAUGGUCCCUUUGCUUCUUCUGAUUUUAAUCUUCACCUUCGGUUGGUCAAUGACCCGCCAAUAUGCGGAAGUGGGGAUUGCUUUCCUACUCACUCCGUCAUGGGAUAGCCUUGCACAGCCAAACCUUUGGAUAGCAGCGGCCGGACAGAAUGCGUUCGACACCGGAGCUGGUUUAUCUAAUCUUCUGUGUUACGCUACGUAUAUGCCCAGGUCAGCGGGUAUCGUACGGUACAGCUUCAUCAUUCCCGCACUCAAUAAUCUCGUAAGCUUGUACGCGUCCUUCACAAUUUUCUCUACUGUCUUCUCAACCUUGAUCCAACUGGAUGGUACAACUACUCAAGCGGCAAUAUUGCGAAUCAUGAAAGGUUCUGGUCCAGGAAGCACAGGCUUGACCUUCACUUGGAUACCGGUGUUGUUCUCCAAAGUCGGCGUCCUCGGUCGAGUGCUGAGCGUGCUGUUCUUCCUUUGCCUUUCAUUCGCUGGAUUCAGUUCACUGCUCGCAAACAUACAGAUAUAUAUACUGGUCAUCAAAGAACUUGGCGUUUCCCAUCGCAUCGCUGUGGGCGUCUGCUUGUUGGCCUGUUUUAUUUGCGGCUUACCUUCCUCUAUUUGGCUACAUGUGUUGGAAAACCAGGACAAUACUUGGGGUUACGCCCUCAUCGUCUCCGGAUUCUUGUUGUCUCUGAUAGUCAUAGUAUACGGCCCUCUACGCUUCCGUCGUGUGAUCAUUAACGAAUUUGGUACCGACGAUUGGACUGCGCCUAUACUCUGGGUGCCGGUCAUCACUGUUCUCGUCCCUCUGGAGGCCGCAUUUUUGAUCGGAUGGUGGAUUUAUGGCUCCGUUACGACUGAUGCCGGCUGGUAUCUAUUCUAUUACACUUCUGUUUUGACCACAUUAGUCGAAUGGUUGCUUCUGUUAAUCUUCCUGGUGGCACUCAACAUGAUUUGCGUUCGAAUCAAGGGAGAUCUUUACGUGAAGACGCGAGAAUUAGGUGCCGACCCGUAUGACCCGUCUACCUAUGAGGACCUGGAUGAAAACAAAAUGGAUGGCAUUUGGUUAUCCACCGAUGACGCCGGUACUUCGAAAAUGGUCGCCUUUGGUCGCUAAUAUUCAGACCCACUUUAUUUGUAACUUCCAAACAUAUUUUCCGUAUUACAAAAGAUUUUUUCC